CCGGAAGCUCAUUGUGUCUGUACGUGACUUGACGUUGCUACAAGCCAGAAGCAGCAGUACAAGGUUGCUCGACACACAUUUUACCAUCUCUCCGAGUGUUUCUGUGGACUUUCGGAGUGAACAUCCAGACUGGGUUUAGCUCAGGAGUACAGAGCAGCACCAUGGCGUCCGGAGGCCCCAUGAUGAACGGCGACAUCGCUCGCUCUCCCAGUCAGCCCGGCACGCUGGAGGAAACCCUGCAGCAGAUGAACAACCUCAUCCAGGAGAACCGAGACCUAAAAGAGGCCCUGCGUCAGACCAACCUGACGAUGAAGGAGCGUUUCGAAGGGCUGUCUGUGUGGCGGGAGAAGCAGCGGGAGGAGCGGGACUUCCUGGAGAGCAGGCUGGAGGAGGCUCGGGACCGCAUGGCGGCACUGACCCUCCAGAACCAGGAGCUGAGCAGGAGGCUGGAGGUGGAGGGGAGGACAGGGGGAGCCCUGGGAGACUUGCUGGCAUCCCAUCAGAGUGUAGAAGUGGAUGCCCUGCGUGCCCAGGUUGCUCGCCUGCAGGCGGAGAAGAACGACCUGGUGGCCAUGAACUCUGAGCUGCAGCUGAAGGCGGACCAGGACUCGCACGACGACUCCUUCAUUGAGAUCAUCAGGGUCUCGGACGGAGGCGUGGACGGCGUGGACGGCGUGGGCGGCGUGUGUGGUUCGGAGCGCAGCAGACGUCCAGAACUGAGCAUGACGGCGUCCCGGCUGGACAGCGAGGAGGUGACCGUCAGCCAGCUCCUCCAGUCACUGAGGAACGAAACACAGCGGGCCGAGCGGCUGCAGGCCGAGCUGCAGUCCUCUGCUGCCAGAAUUAGAGAGCUGGAGGAGAGGAAGAGUAAUGUAGAGGAUUCAACACAGACCACCGAAGCAGAGCCUACAGAGACCAAGGAGGAUUCUGGGAAAGAGGAAAAGGCAGCAUCUGAGGUGGAGAAUCUCAAGUCUCAGAUGAUGACGCUGUUCAAAGAGCUGCAGCAGGCCCAGAGCAAGCUGGAUGAAGCAGAAGGCAUGAAGAAGAACCUGCAGGACAGAUGUCGGGAAGUGGAGCAGGACGUGGCCACUCUGAAGGCCCAGCUGGUGGAGAAACAGGCUGUUCAGGCGGAGAACGACCGGCUGAAGCUGCAGCUGGACAGCAUGCAGGCCCAGAACCAGAUGGAGCAGAGGAAGGCUGGGGAGGAUAGGAACAAUCUGGCCCAGCUGAAGGAUGCCUACACCAAGCUAUUUGAAGACUACAAUGAACUCAAAGAGGAGAAGAAGAAGAGAGAGUCUCAGCUGGUGCAGAAGGAGGUGGUGGACCAGCUGCAGGAACAGCUGACUGCCGCCGAAGAGGCCCUGGCUGCUAAACAGAGCAAGAUUGAUCACAUGAAGCAGGAGAUCUUCCAGAAGGAGAAGGAGCUGGAGACCAUAUCUGUCUUCCAGGCUCAGGCGGAGGUCUACUCCUCAGACUUCUACGCAGAGCGAGCAGCGAGGGAGAAGCUCCAUGAAGAGAGGGAGCGUCUGGCUGCUCAGCUGGAGUACGUAAAGAAGCAGAACACCCAUCUGCAGGAGGAGAUGGACUCACUAGGCCGGCGGUCGCUGAACGAGAUGCAGAGGAGACAUGUGUCAAUGGGAGGAAAUCAACUCGGAGCUGGCCCUACAAUGGUUGGAAGAGGUCCUGACUGGCAGCAUCAGGGGAAUAUUCCCGAACAUGCCUGUCCCAAGUGCAAUGAGAUCCUGCCGGACCUGGACUCCCUGCAAAUCCACAUCAUGGACUGCAUCAACUAGACCUCCAUCAUUACAAGCAUCCACAACAACAGCGGCUACAUUAGCACCUUAAUCUGAGUCUUCCUCUGCUUUUACCUGUACCUCUUCUUGGAUCCCCGAGACGACACUUAGUGUUCCAUGAUAAUCUCAUUCAAAUUCAUUCUAGAAAGGGAACAAUUUGGUUUUGGUAGAAUUUAAGUAGAUGGAUUUCAAAGCUGUAUUGAGAGUUCUUACCCAAGAGAUGGAAGUCUGAAAAUAGUUGGUCCUCUCUAGUUUGUUAAAUUUGAAAAUUGCUUAAAAAGAUUUAGAAUAGAACAGGAAAAAUAUUGUAGGACACGUCUUCUUGCAGGUUUUGGGCACAUCUGGCACAUAGUCCGUUGCUGUGAUGACUGAAAAGAUCAAAACAGAAACUGCACAAACACUUUGAUAAGAUUUCAGUUUGGCGCUGUCUGCCUGUCAUGCACACAUCAAAUAAGUUCAGCCUUUACAAGUUGCAUUUGUUUACCAAGUAUUUGGUUGCUGAAGGUUUUUUAUUUUACUUUUUUUAAGGGUUUCUUGUCAAAUUAAAAUGAAAAUCUUUCUUUUUUUUUUUUGCUUGGAAAGGAUAUUUUAGCUCAUAAUUGGGUUGUUAAUCAGAAAUACUUUAUUGUAAUAAUGUUGGUGGGAAAAGGAGCAUGCACCAUGUAGGCACUUUAAUAUGAAGAUAUAUAUUUUAUUUUGACUCUGCAGAUGAUACCUGGUUAUUAGAAUGUAAUAUAUUUAACUUGUUAAUGAACCUAUCACUGUAAGCGACAGCCCUUGUAAGUGCAGGAGGCUCCAACACCCUGCUGAUUCUGUACUCUGUAGAUUAUAAAGGCAUUCUGAUCCCAUGUUGUAAUUCUGUCAAUGAAAAUAAAAUAAUCAAAACACUUGAA
Messenger RNA from Siniperca chuatsi (mandarin fish), 2686 nucleotides. It is a transcript of the gene optn, whose product is annotated as optineurin. Gene Ontology annotation, biological process: Golgi ribbon formation; protein localization to Golgi apparatus; regulation of canonical NF-kappaB signal transduction. Gene Ontology annotation, molecular function: K63-linked polyubiquitin modification-dependent protein binding. The record is from RefSeq and is a predicted model, not a curated record. Gene Ontology annotation, cellular component: nucleus; cytoplasm; Golgi apparatus. Bases 162 to 1793 code for a protein of 543 amino acids. The transcript is spliced from 13 exons. Lineage: Eukaryota; Metazoa; Chordata; Actinopteri; Centrarchiformes; Sinipercidae.